Saimiri boliviensis boliviensis (Bolivian squirrel monkey) is the source of this 3194-nucleotide messenger RNA. RefSeq names its product glial fibrillary acidic protein (gene GFAP). The record is from RefSeq and is a predicted model, not a curated record. Gene Ontology annotation, molecular function: structural constituent of cytoskeleton. Gene Ontology annotation, cellular component: cytoplasm; cell projection; intermediate filament. NCBI's taxonomy places the organism in Eukaryota, Metazoa, Chordata, Mammalia, Primates, Cebidae. Gene Ontology annotation, biological process: intermediate filament organization; regulation of chaperone-mediated autophagy.
UGCCAGCCCAGCCCACUCCUUCAUAAAGCCCUCAUGUCCCAGGAGCGAACAGAGCCAGAGCAGGAUGGAGAGGAGACGCAUCACCUCUGCUCGCCGCUCCUACGCCUCCCAGGGGGAGAUGAUGGUGGGGGGCCUGGCUUCCCGUCGUCUGGGUCCUGGCACCCGCCUCUCCCUGGCUCGAAUGCCCCCUCCACUCCCGACUCGAGUGGACUUCUCCCUGGCCGGGGCACUCAAUGCUGGCUUCAAGGAGACCCGGGCCAGUGAGCGGGCAGAGAUGAUGGAGCUCAAUGACCGCUUUGCCAGCUACAUCGAGAAGGUUCGCUUCCUGGAACAGCAAAACAAGGCGCUGGCUGCUGAGCUGAACCAGCUGCGAGCCAAGGAGCCCACCAAGCUGGCCGACGUCUACCAAGCUGAGCUGCGAGAGCUGCGGCUGCGGCUCGAUCAACUCACCGCCAACAGCGCCCGGCUGGAGGUCGAGAGGGACAAUCUGGCACAGGACCUGGGCACUGUGAGGCAGAAGCUCCAGGAUGAAACCAACCUGAGGCUGGAAGCGGAGAACAACCUGGCUGCCUAUAGACAGGAAGCAGAUGAAGCCACCCUGGCCCGUCUGGAUCUGGAGAGAAAGAUUGAGUCGCUGGAGGAGGAGAUCCGGUUCUUGAGGAAGAUCCAUGAGGAGGAGGUUCGGGAACUCCAGGAGCAGCUGGCCCGACAGCAGGUCCACGUGGAGUUGGACGUGGCCAAGCCAGACCUUACUGCAGCCCUGAAAGAGAUCCGCACGCAGUACGAGGCAAUGGCGUCCAGCAACAUGCAUGAAGCCGAGGAGUGGUAUCGCUCCAAGUUUGCAGACCUGACGGACGCUGCUGCCCGCAACGCGGAGCUGCUCCGCCAGGCCAAGCACGAGGCUAACGACUAUCGGCGCCAGCUGCAGUCCUUGACCUGCGACCUGGAGUCUCUGCGAGGCACGAACGAGUCCCUGGAGAGGCAGAUGCGCGAGCAGGAGGAGCGCCACGCGCGGGAGGCGGCCAGUUACCAGGAGGCGCUGGCGCGGCUGGAGGAAGAGGGGCAGAGCCUCAAGGACGAGAUGGCCCGCCACUUGCAGGAGUACCAGGACCUGCUCAACGUCAAGCUGGCCCUGGACAUCGAGAUCGCCACCUACAGGAAGCUGCUGGAGGGCGAGGAGAACCGCAUCACCAUUCCUGUGCAGACCUUCUCCAACCUGCAGAUCCGAGGGGGCAAAAGCACCAAAGACGGGGAAAAUCACAAGGUCACAAGACAUCUCAAAAGCCUCACAAUACGAGUUAUCCCAAUACAGGCUCACCAGAUUGUAAAUGGAGCGCCGCCAGCUCGCGAAACCAGCCUGGACACCAAGUCUGUGUCAGAAGGCCACCUCAAGAGGAACAUCGUGGUGAAGACUGUGGAGAUGCGGGAUGGAGAGGUCAUUAAGGAGUCCAAGCAGGAGCACAAGGAUGUGAUGUGAGGUGGGACCCAGCUGGUGGCCUCUGCCCCAUCGCAUGAGGGGCUCAAGCAGGAGCAGGAUAGUUGCUCCUCCUCUGCUGGCGCCUUUCCCCAGACCUGAGCCCCCGCCGCCCCAGCUGCUCCCCUCCCUCCUUGUCUCUAAGGCCAGCUAGCUGCCCUAGGCUCCGUCUGCAUUAGGCCUGCCAGACAGCACCCACCCAGCACCCAGCAACUCCAACUAACAAGGCACUCACUCCCCAGGGGCAGUCUGGAGGGGCAGGGCCAGCAGCUUGGGUUAGAAUGAGGAGGAAGGAGAGAAGGGGAGGAGGGCGGGGGGACCAGAUACAUCGCCCUCCACAUCCCUGAUCCCUGUUGUUAUGGCAACUGUUGCCAGAGUUGGUGGUUCUCUCUGGGUAUCUGGGAACUGUGCCUUUGAGUUUCCUCAGACUGCCGGAGGAAAACUGAGACUCAGGCAGGAGAGGGACGUCCCCACAGACAAGGUAGCCCUGGCCGGAGGCUUGUUUUGGUUUUUUGUUGUUUUUGAGGCAGGGUCUCCCUAUGCUGCCCAGGCUGGCCUUGAACUCCUGGGCUCAAGCCAUCUUCCCACCUCAGCCUCCUGUAUAGCUGGGAUUACAGCCUCAAGCCACCAUGCCCAGCUCAGAGGGUUAUUCUUCUAGACUGACCCUGAUCAGUCUAAGAUGGGUGGGGAUGUCCUGCCACCUGGGGCAGGCACCUGCCCAGAUCCCAGAGGAACCUCCUGAGCCAUGACUCAAGUGUCUCAGGCCCCCUGAGCUGCCAUCCAGGGAACCCGUCUGUGGGCACACUGUACACAGGUGGGAGCUUGAUUCUCAGCACUUGGGGGAUCUGUAGUGUAUGUGGAGAGGGAUGGGGUGCUGGGAGGGAUAGAGGGGGGCUGCCUGGCCCCCAGCUGUGGGUACAGAGAGGUCAAGCCCAGGAGGACUGCCCCGUGCAGACUGGAGGGGACGCUGGUAGAGAUGGUGGAGGAGGCAAUUAGGUCGGCGCUAGACAUCCAAGUGGGGGUUGUGGGUGACCAGUUGCACUUGGCCUCUGAGUUGUGGGAAUUAAGAAAGUGACUCAUCCUCUUGAAGAUGCCGAAACAGGAGAGAAAGGGGAUGUAUCCAUGGGGGCAGGGCAUGACGUUGUCCCAGUUCUAAAGGCCUUUUCCUUGCUGUGUCAUCCCAGGCCGCCCCAGCCUCUGAGCCCCUGGGACUGCUGCUGCUUUACCCCAGUAAGCCACUGCCACACGCCUGACCGUCUCCACCCCAGAGCGACCAGCUGCUUUUCCCUAAGCCAGGGGCCUCUUGCGGUCCCUUCUUACUCCCGUGCAAAAUGUAUCCAGUAUUUUAGGUAGCGCCCUAUUUUACAAUUUGUAAAACUGAGGUGCGAGCAAAGUGAAGAUACUGGCUCAUAUUCCUGCAGCCUGGAGGCCGGGUGCUCAGGGCUGACACGUUCCCACCCCAGUGCACCCACUCUGCUUUAACUGGGCAGACUGGUGGGCAGACUGGUGGGAUCUGUGCCCAGAAAUGGGACUGAGAGGGCCCACUUCAGGGUUCUCCUCUCCCCUCUAAGGCCGAAGAAGGGUCCUUCUCUUUCCCCAAGACUUGGUGUCCUUUCCCUCCACUCCUUCCUGCCACCUGCUGCUGCUGCUAAUCUUCAGGGCACUGCUGCUGCCUUUAGUCACUGAGGAAAAAUAAAGACAAAUGCUGCGCCCUUCCCCA